GAUAGAGAACUAAAGAUGGUGUUUGCAUUGGGAAGGGGCUUCCAACUUCUGCCAUGCUCUUCUUCUUCUUCUUCUUCUUCUUCUUCACCCUUCCACACCAGCGGCAUUGGCAAUUCCCUGUCAGGGGCUACAGUUGCAUUUUCCCCUGCUAAAAAGGGACACGUCGCUCGUUACUCCAGAGUCGCAGCUCGAGCCCAACCACGCCCGACAUGGCUUCCCGGCCUCAAUCCUCCCCCGUACUUGGACGGAAGCCUAGCUGGAGAUUUCGGGUUCGAUCCCCUGGGGUUGGGCGAGGACCCCGAAAACUUGAAGUGGUUUGUGCAGGCCGAGUUGGUUCAUGCUCGCUUCGCCAUGGCCGGAGUUGCUGGCAUCCUUGUCACCGAUUUGCUGCGGGUGACUGGAAUUAGCAAUUUGCCAGUGUGGUAUGAAGCGGGUGCCACAAAAUUUCCUUUUGCCAGCACAAGAACUCUGUUGAUUGUCCAAUUGAUUUUGAUGGGCUUCGUUGAAACCAAAAGGUACAUGGACUUCACUAAUCCAGGAUCCCAAGCCAAGGAGGGCUCCUUCUUUGGGCUGGAAGCUGCACUGGAAGGUCUAGAACCUGGAUACCCGGGAGGCCCUUUGUUGAAUCCUCUUGGCCUUGCCAAAGAUAUAAAGAAUGCUCAUGAAUGGAAGCUGAAGGAGAUCAAGAACGGACGGCUGGCAAUGGUAGCCAUGCUUGGCUUCUUUGUUCAAGCAUCUGUGACCCAUGUGGGCCCCAUCGACAACCUGCUACAGCACCUCUCCGAUCCAUGGCACACGACUAUAGUUCAGACUCUAGCCGGAUCUGCUUCUUGAAUCUACUUUUUCCAUUUCUACGUCUUCUCCUCUCAUUCAUGUCAAUUGGAAGCGUGCCGUUAAUGAUUGGUUGGGGUGUUAUUUUUAUGCACUGCAUCCACUUUUCAUAUGUUGCUGCCAUACCGAUCAAUGUAUAACAAAGGGUAUUUUCGUAAAAGAUUCUUUGUUUUGUGAGGGUAAGGAGGUCAUUUUAGCA
Molecule: messenger RNA, 1030 nt
Organism: Diospyros lotus (date-plum)
Lineage: Eukaryota; Viridiplantae; Streptophyta; Magnoliopsida; Ericales; Ebenaceae
Product: photosystem I chlorophyll a/b-binding protein 5, chloroplastic
Exons: 6
Coding region: 16-834 (272 amino acids)
Biological process (GO): response to light stimulus; photosynthesis, light harvesting in photosystem I
Cellular component (GO): membrane
Source: RefSeq, a predicted model, not a curated record